This is a messenger RNA of Solanum stenotomum, 2108 nucleotides long. Its product is annotated as probable glycosyltransferase At3g07620. The record is from RefSeq and is a predicted model, not a curated record. NCBI's taxonomy places the organism in Eukaryota, Viridiplantae, Streptophyta, Magnoliopsida, Solanales, Solanaceae. The transcript is spliced from 5 exons. Gene Ontology annotation, molecular function: glycosyltransferase activity. Bases 36 to 1961 code for a protein of 641 amino acids.
UGUUGUGCUUUCUUCACUCUGGGUGCUGCUUGAACAUGGGCUCUAUAAUUCGAUAUCAUAAUCUGUUUGAGACUAGACGACUAGUAUGUCUAUUGGGAGUGGUUUUUGGCCUUGCUUUGAUGAUUCAGUAUUUUGGUUUUCCAUAUGGUUAUGCCGUGUCUUCUUUGUUUACUGCCAAUGGGGGUCAAAUAAGCAGCUCGCAAAGAGUAGAUCAAUCUGGCAAUAAGCUCUCUGAUGCAAAUAAUGAAGAGGUAGAGGAUGGCUAUAUGCCUCCAAUGAAUGAACGUUCUGGUGAUACCUUAACUGAGGACGUUGACCCUGAGGAUGAAUCCCCUUUUAAGGAUUCAAAGUCAAAUGUGGAAAGUUUAGGAAGAAAUAGUAGCUUACCUCCAGAUAAGGCUGCCGACUCUGAAGAUGAUUUACAAGCUUCAAAUAGUACAUCUGAAAGUUCUUUAUCGCGUGUGGUUGAUACUGAUGGGGGAGGCAGUAUUUCUCCAGCACCGACAGAAGCUAAGUCAUUGGAGAUAAGUCCCACAGCAUUGUCUAUUGCACCACCACCAUUGGUUGUAACACCACAGGUCAAUCUUGAUGCACAGAAAGAAGCUCCUCUGAUAUCUUCCUACCAGAACAUAUCUGAAAAAGAAGGAAAUACAGGCCAUCUACUUGAAAGUGAUAACUUACCUGUGCAAAAACGCACUGAUCAUGCUCCUACAGUCGGUCAUAAAAUUCCUGAAAUGAAGGAGUCUGACAAGCCAAUAGAUAGUGUUGUAUCAAUAGCUGAAAUGAAUGUUAUGCAGCAAGAAACUCGCACAUCAUUUCGUUCGAUGAAACCACGGUGGUCCUCAGAUGUAGAUCAAGAACUACUACAUGCAAAAAGUGUCAUUGAGAAUUCUCCUCUAGCAGGAAAUGAACCUGGCUUAUAUGCUCCUUUGUAUAGAAAUUUGUCAAUGUUUAUGAGGAGCUAUGAAUUGAUGGAACAGAUUCUCAAAGUAUACAUUUAUUCAGAAGGUGCAAGACCAGUAUUCCAUACGCCAGUGCUUAAAGGAAUAUAUGCUUCUGAGGGUUGGUUUAUGAAGCUCCUGAAAAGAAACAAGAAAUUUGUUACCAAGAACCCCAAAAAGGCUCACUUGUUUUAUCUACCAUUCAGCUCCCGUAUGCUAGAGGAGACCUUAUAUGUCCCUGAUUCUCACAGUCGUAGGAACUUAGUUCGAUAUUUAAGUGAUUAUCUCGACAUCAUUAUCCAAAGACAUAAUUUUUGGAACAGGACUGCUGGAGCUGACCAUUUUCUUGUUGCCUGCCAUGAUUGGGCCCCUUCAGAAACAAAAAGAAUCAUGGCUAAUUGCAUAAGAGCUUUGUGCAAUGCUGACAUUAAAGAAGGCUUCCAAUUCGGUAAAGAUGUAUCGCUUCCAGAAACAUAUAUACGUGCAGAAAAGAAUCCCCUUAGAGAAAUUGGGGGAAAACGUCUUUCUAAGAGACGAACUCUUGCUUUCUUUGCUGGCAACAUGCAUGGUUACCUUCGUCCUAUCCUAUUGAACAACUGGGAAAACAAAGAUCCUGACAUGAAGAUUUUCGGCAAGAUUAGUAAAGUAAGCUAUGUACAAUACAUGAAGAGUAGCAAAUACUGCAUAUGUGCAAAAGGUUAUGAAGUCAAUAGUCCUCGAGUGGUGGAAGCCAUUUUCUACGAGUGUGUCCCAGUGAUAAUAUCUGACAAUUUCAUACCCCCGUUUUUCGAGACUUUGAACUGGGAGGCUUUUGCUAUUUUUGUUCCAGAGAAGGACAUUCCAAAACUGAAAGACAUACUCGUAUCGAUCCCUGAUAGGAGAUAUCGUGAGAUGCAGCGGAGGGUUAAGCUGGUGCAGCAGCAUUUCCUUUGGCACGUCAAGCCCGUAAAGUACGAUAUUUUCAACAUGAUUCUCCAUUCGAUAUGGCACAACAGAGUUUUUGGAGUAAGAACUAGGUGACAAAUGUACACAUUUAGAUAGUUUCAGAGUUUUAGAUGUUUAAUUAGUGCAGCGUUCUUUUGAGAAAUAUGUAAUAAGUUGCAUCAAUGUAUCUGAUUAUUUCCUGUACAUAGACUUGAGAAGAUACAAUUUGUUCUUUCUUUUUCU